CACAUCACAUCACAUCACAUCACAUCAAAUCAUCAGAUCAAAUCAAACCCAUCAACACCAUGGACUUGUUUGUCAGCGCCGUUGUCCCAACUCGUCGGUCUCUUCCAGAAAAGUCACUAUUGGCUGGCAGAAGAGGUGGGAGCCUAAUCCGCAAAAUGUCAGAGCGCAGCUUGGUCAAGAAGAUUUCAACCUCCAUCAAGUUGGAAGGAGUGGAAGAGGAUGGAGUGGAUUCCGACUUGGAAAGUACCUUUAACAAUAGCAACAGUAGCUUUUGCUUUGAUCCAGAAACACACAAUUUUGACAUUGACGAGGAGGACUCGUUUGCUGGACCCAGCCUGUCACGAGUACAGUACAUUCAGUCCACCAAAGCAGAGCAAGAGCAGCUCCUAUGGGAAAUGGCAGAGGACAAGACAACGGCUGCUUCUGUCUUGCCCCCCUUUCAUCGGAAAGAACUCGAGUGGGAUAGCAAGAAGGUCUUGGGAUCAGGAGCUUUUUCGCAGGUCUUUGCUUUGGAGUCUAUCAAGAACCUCAACGGUGAACAUAACGAGAAACUCAGCUCUCUUCAAGUGGAAUCACGGCUCAAGCUGUUCAAGAAGACCAUGGGCAAGAACCAAAACUCCUUGGUCGUCAAGCACUUGAACCGCAAGCUCUUGCGCAAGCCAAAAGAGUUCAAAGCUGCCGCUAUGGACUUGGAACGGGAAGCCAAGAUUCUGGCUCUUGUACGCCACGCCAACAUUGUUCGUCUUCGAGGAGUCACCUUGGGAGGUACAGCUGCCUUGGAUAGUGGUCACUACAACGACUACUUUCUAGUCAUGGAUAGGCUCUGUGAUACCUUGGACAAGCGCAUCCAACGAUGGAAGGAAACUUUUGCUCCGGGUGUGACCACCAUUGCUAUCUACGCACAGCAGUUGGCAUCCGCAUUGGCCUAUCUUCACGAUCAUCGACUGGUCUUCCGGGAUGUUAAGGCACCCAACAUUGGCUUUAUAGAGUCCAAUCGUUCCAACAACGACGCUGCACAUACACUACCCGACCGUCUUCAGCUCUUUGAUUUUGGAUUGUGUCGCUCGUUGCCCUCUCGGUGCUUCCAUGCGAGCCAUGCGGAUCAGGAAACCUUUCACAUGUCUCUUGCCGGAACGACCCGCUACAUGGCACCGGAACUGAUGCAAGGUCACUCCUACAACGUUAAGGUUGAUGUCUACGCAUGGUCGUUGGUUUUGUGGGAGAUGAUUGAGCAGGAGAAACCCUACCUGGAAGUCAAACCUCGUCACUUCCAGCAGUACAUUACGGAGCUGGAAAUUAGACCCGCUAUGGAUGGUCGCAAGUGGGAGCACGCCCCCGCGGCCCUCAAAGACCUGUUGAAGAAGUCAUGGGCUGCCGACGUUGAUGAUCGUCUCGCCAUGGCAGACGCGUAUCACAAACUCUCACUCAUCAUUGAGGAUUUACAAGACUCGUCGUCGUUCUCCACCAGCACUAGAUCGGCAAGGCCUGUGGAACCAGACGAAACCAAAGCGACUGCAGACUUGGUGGCCAAGUUGCCAGUGUCCGUUUGCUGAACGUACGCAACGGAGGGAAAACAAAGAACCAACACACCAUUAGAACCAAUAGAACAAUACCGGUAGGGUACAACAGCUGUAAGCUUUUUAGAACUGAGAAG
This is a messenger RNA of Seminavis robusta, 1654 nucleotides long. Lineage: Eukaryota; Bacillariophyta; Bacillariophyceae; Naviculales; Naviculaceae. The record is from the annotation of a GenBank genome assembly.